UUGGAACAGUCUAUAUAUACAGAGAUCUGUUAAUAUUGUGUUUGUUGUAUUCAGUAAUGAGAUCGGAACAGAUCAAACCAAACCUAUUUUCUUCUCACAAACAUUCAACAAGAUAAAACAACCCACACAACCUCGUAGAACCACACCCUCGCCACCUACAGCCACGCCCCCUUCUACUACAACCUCGACAUCAAGGAGUGGUCCCUCCUCCUCCUCCUACCAGAAGAAUAAUGAAGGGGGUGUGUCUGGUCCUAACCCAGGUUCUGCGGGAUCUCUAGGGAGUGGAUCUACUAGGUACUAUGAGGAUACAAGGUUCUAUGAUGAACUACUGGCUCCCCACACAUCUCAGCUCUCAGUUCCUCCGUACAAUCCGUACUAUUCUCCAGAAGUAUUCUCCUAUACUCAGGAGGUAUCGGAGUCAGACCUAGAGGUUUCGGAGAAUAUUACAGAAUUUGAGACUGAAACGGAUUUAGAAAAUAAUUCCAGGGAUUAUCCAGAGAUAAACGAGGAAUAUUUCGAGAUUGUGACGAAACCUUCGAAACCCUUUAAUACGUCAGCAGAUGUUACGUCAAUAGUUCCUCGUGGUUCUACAAGGGAGGGUGUUCAAAUCAUCUUGUCAGAGAUGGAAGACGACCGAGAGAAACACAAAUUAGAAAAAGACGACAUUAUUCUAAUAACUGAGCGGGGAACAGAUCCGAUAUUCUCCGAGCUGAUCGGCUCAGCAGUGUCCAGCAAUAACCUCAAGAGGAAUAAUCAAGAAUUCAAACAAAAAUCAAAAGAUUUUGAUGAAACGUUUUGUGGAGGUGCUAGUGACCUGGGGUUCUGUGCUUUAACCCCUAGCGAGCAUAUUGAUGAUCAACUGGAGAUAGCUAACCAGAUACUCGACCAGCCAGACACACAGGAUUUUAACCUUGACCAUCUCAUGAAAAAGUGUCAGCAUAUUACAGACAUAUUUGCCGGAUAUUUUAUACCAAACUUGGAGGAUUUAGGAGAUACUUCAGAGUUUGUACACUCACCUGAGGAAACAGGGGCCCCUUGGAGUUGGAAAAGUUAUCAAUACAAGAAGAAACAGAUUUGUUCUUCACAGCUUAGUUUUAUCCUUCCAGCUUAUGCUAAAGAAGUUCAGGGUACAUGGUACAGAAUUGUACAGACUGAUGAAGUACGGCAGAAGGUUGCUCUAGAUAUAUGUACAGACCCAGGCUUGCCAUGUCCAGGUAUUUCUGAUUGUGGAAAUAAGAGUGUCUGUACCCAACGGUACACUUACCAGUUCUUACUUUCAGUGCAGAACUCGCUCACAGACUGCCCAAAAAUAAGAGCUUUCAAGUUCCCAACAGGGUGUGUAUGUCACAUGGAGUUCUAAAGAGUGAAAAAAAAUCUUAUUUUAUUUAGAAAUUGUUAUAAAUUAGAACAUAUGCUUCUAAUUUUGGAACCGACUGUUAUAAAUCUUUGUGGCAUUGAAUGUUUUUAUGAGUUUUGAAAACAAUAGUCUGACAUGAUUUAGUCAAUUAUUAUGUUAUUAUAAUAUUUCAUUCAAAUUAUGCUUAUUUUUUUGCCUAGACCAAAUAGAUUCUAGUCCAAUAGAUGGCAACUUAGAAUAUAUACACUCUCAGUACAGCUGUAUUCUUACGUCAUAAGUGUCAACUUAGUUUUUGUGUCCGACAAAAUUAUUA
Messenger RNA from Eurytemora carolleeae, 1670 nucleotides. RefSeq lists its product as uncharacterized. Gene Ontology annotation, cellular component: extracellular region. Lineage: Eukaryota; Metazoa; Arthropoda; Copepoda; Calanoida; Temoridae. Bases 623 to 1360 code for a protein of 245 amino acids. Gene Ontology annotation, molecular function: Toll binding; growth factor activity. Gene Ontology annotation, biological process: innate immune response; regulation of Toll signaling pathway; central nervous system formation. The record is from RefSeq and is a predicted model, not a curated record. The transcript has 13 exons.